This is a messenger RNA of Dermatophagoides farinae (American house dust mite), 1205 nucleotides long. RefSeq lists its product as uncharacterized. Gene Ontology annotation, cellular component: chitin-based extracellular matrix. Gene Ontology annotation, molecular function: structural constituent of chitin-based larval cuticle. NCBI's taxonomy places the organism in Eukaryota, Metazoa, Arthropoda, Arachnida, Sarcoptiformes, Pyroglyphidae. The record is from RefSeq and is a predicted model, not a curated record.
CAUAUUUUUAUGUUUAUUCGCUUAAUAUGGAACAAACAAACAGACCAAAUGAAAAAAAUGGCCAUUUCACUGACAUACAACACACAUGCAUCACAUCAACUUUCCCAUAUAAAUCAACAACAACAAAUUCAAUGUCGCUCCGUUCGUUUUUCACUUGUUUUCGUUUCCAAACAAGCCUUUUUAGGGUUGAUCCCCCUUAUUAACUAACUAAACAACGAUUAUAUCCCCCAUUCAUAUCCACAAUCCAUUGAUCAUCAGGAUGAUGUUGUUGUAGUGUCAGUGUUUGCGUGUAGUGUAUGUGUUUUAUCGUCAUCAUCAUAAAUAACAAAAAAACGAAAAUGAAAUCGUUUGUCACAAUAUUGUUCAUCAAUAGUUUUGCUAUGAUAAUAGCGUUUCCAUUGGAACAACCAAUACAUUAUCUACCAUAUGCAUUUGGUUAUCAAACAGCCGAUGGUCAAACCAGACAGGAACAAGGUAGUCAAAAUGGUGUUAUUACCGGUUCGUUUAGCUAUACCGAUGCUAAUGGUGAUCUACGACAGGUUAAAUAUACAGCUGAUGAACAUGGUUAUCGACCUGAAGGCGAUAUCGGUGUUGAUCGUCGUACAGCUGAAACUGCUGCUGCAAUGGCUGCAUUAGCACCAAAAGGACCAGUAUCAUCAACAUCAUCAUGGGCACCAUUAUCUAAACCUUCAUUUCAAGCCUUUGAUAAAUUAAUUGCAUCACCACCCCCUGCUGCUGCUGUUCCGGCAUUCCAUGCACCAGCGCCAGCACCAGCUUCAUGGAACCAUUUUCCAGCCGCUGCUUCAACUACACAUUUUGCUCCCCCAAUCAUAGGACCAUCAGGCUAUCAAGUUGAUACGCCUACACAUAAAAUCUGGGUAAAAUAUUAGAGAGAAAAAGAUAAAAAUCCACAGAACCAAAAGAAAAAUAUUUUCCAUUGAUCUGAAUGGAAACAAGCAGAAUUUUUUUUUCUUUUGAAAUCCAUUUAAUUUGAAAAAUAGAUUUUCCAGUCCCCAUCCCUCAUUCACAUUAUCAGUUGAUUCCAUUGUUCUCGGUUUUUUUUUGCCAACACACACACACACACUAAAUUCAAUUCAAUCAUUUUAAACCCAAAGUAAACUCUUUCUCAGAUGACAAUGUAAAAAACAUUUUUUUUUUUGAAAAUGUCAACUCACUAUAAUUUCAAAAAAAAAAACUUCCGUUCA